This is a messenger RNA of Tremella mesenterica DSM 1558, 1713 nucleotides long. RefSeq lists its product as uncharacterized. Gene Ontology annotation, biological process: anatomical structure morphogenesis; cell differentiation; regulation of transcription by RNA polymerase II. The record is from RefSeq and is a predicted model, not a curated record. The transcript has 7 exons. Bases 1 to 1713 code for a protein of 570 amino acids. NCBI's taxonomy places the organism in Eukaryota, Fungi, Basidiomycota, Tremellomycetes, Tremellales, Tremellaceae. Gene Ontology annotation, molecular function: DNA-binding transcription factor activity, RNA polymerase II-specific; RNA polymerase II cis-regulatory region sequence-specific DNA binding.
AUGGAACCUCAAACUACCGACACUCUUCCCCGCCCAAGAUUGAUCCUUACCAUCGGCAACUCUCACAUCGUCUCUCCCGAUCUCGAUUCCGGUGUGAGGCCAGUGUCCAAGUUUUCUGACGAUGACGUUUCGCCAUCUACCCCGGCAGAUGACGAGUGUAUGAGUGCAUUCGACAAAGAAGGGGAGGACGAAAUCUCUGCACUCAGUAGUCCAACGCCAUCCAAUCACUCACACCCCUCCUCUACUUCCGCUACCGAUAAUCUCAACACGACAUACCCCCAGCCGUCUGACAGACAAGUGGGCCGCCCCUUACGGAACGCCGCCGCAAUGGCGAGAGCCCGAGUCUCGAGUUCCGUCCAACUCAAACGCCCAUCUCCUUAUCUCAAGAAUGAGAGAUCAACUCCUGUCCUUAAGACUCAGUCCCGUACCCGUGCCCGUAAGCGGGAUACCUCAGCUGGAACUCCCGCACUUGAUUGUCGCAUGCGACGACGGCCGGUUGACCCUAUUGGCCAGAUGAUCUUUCUGCAAGGACCGGUGCCAGUCAUGCCAACGGUGCAGGAACCAAAAACAGAGGGAAAGGGGACGUGGAUGAGCUCGUGUGAGCGUGCAUGGAGAGCUUUGGAAGGAACCAAAGGUCUCGGUUUGAAAGAUGGAGCUUGGAAGGCGUGUAUGGCAUAUGACGAAAAUGGAGAGGCUCAUCAACCCAACCUGACGUUUGAUCUCAAGCUCCGUUUGGCUAUAGCGUCAAGUCCAAGGAAGAGACUCACAUUAUCACAAAUUCGACAAGUGUUUCUCGAACGUUGGCCGUACUUCAAGGCUGACAGCAAAUGGGAGAGGACGAUUCGACAUGUACUAACCACCACGCAUCAUUUCUGCAAAGUUCCCGGAGAGGAAGGGGAGAACAUCAGAGGAAAUUAUUGGACUGUGUGCACCCAUAUACCCCUCUGCAAGAAACCGGAUAAGCAUAUGAAACCUUUCGUGGAAUUCUCGGCUGCUUCUAAUCUCCCAUCGCAUGCUGCAAAUGGCACUGGAAAGAUGGAAGAUUUGUCCUCUGAUCCCUCAUCUUCAUCUGCGCUUCCUCAUCCUCAACCUGGAGAUCGUAUGAGACAUGAAACAUUCUCGUCUGGGCGGAAGGACACUCCUGGUCCGUCAAAUCUUGUCUCUACUCCUCGACCCGCGAGCAGUGGGGAGCGAUCACCCAAUGAUCCAACCAAAGAAUGGCCACCUUCAACAUUUACCCCUCGAUCCCCAGCGGGUAAAAGUUGGCAUCCCCAAUCAGCCUUCUCUCGUUCGGCUUAUCGCAUGUCAUAUCCCCCGCCAACUCAUCAUCAACCAAGGGAACAGUCGUCAAUGGCUACCAUCGGUACUCUGCGCCCGUACGUGGUCAACACCUACACCGGCGAACUUUCAAACUCGCAUAGGCGGGCGUCAGAAGGUAGCAACCAGACCAGCUGGAACGUGUAUCCGACUCCCGGGCCCUCGCAUCCAGUCACUCCUUCAACCGCGCCGCAAUCCCUACCUUCUUGGCAAUCUAUCUAUCCGCAUGACCGCAUGAGGCAAUCUGUUCCUCAAUAUGAGGGGAGAAAAGGCAGCUUGAGCACUUACUCUGAGCCGACGCCGGCGAGGCAGGCGGGGACGAGAUUAGGAGCUGCAGAACAGAGAAGCGCCGAUGCGUCCCCGUGGAGUCGGUUUAACGGACGGAACUCGAUUUGA